Molecule: messenger RNA, 2991 nt
Organism: Macrosiphum euphorbiae (potato aphid)
Lineage: Eukaryota; Metazoa; Arthropoda; Insecta; Hemiptera; Aphididae
Source: the annotation of a GenBank genome assembly
AUGCCCACAAAAAGUUCGUUGAAGCACUGCAAAUGCCGCAUUGCGAACCACAGCCUGCUCAAAAUGAACUGGUUAAUGCACAUAAUUAUACUCCAAGUACUUCUUGGUCAAGUAUUAUCAAAAUUGACGUGCACAAAUAUAACAAAUAUUGAUAAAUGCUCAUGUAAGCAUGAUCUUUAUGGUGACGAUAUAGAAGUGGAAUGUGCAGGGUUGUCAACUUUGGAAUUAAAUUUGAUGGAAUCCAUAAUGAAAAUUGAAUGUAAUUCAGAUCAAACACAAUGGGAACAGAAUUUUGGUCAAAUUGAUAUUAAUAAAUUACAUUACGCAAAAUGCCUAUUAUCCGAUACAGGAAUUAAUCAAACCGUCUCAACACUUGGCAUUAAUAAGAUUCAAAGUUUGAAACUAGUUGCCAUGAAACUCAAUGGUAGUCUAGAAAAUACUUACUUGUCAAAUUUGGACAGCGUGGAGACGUUAGAUAUUACACUUACCAAAUUAAUAUUAACCAAUGAAUCGUUUGAAGGAACACCUCGUUUAACAAAAUUAUAUCUUAGAGAAAACUACAUAGAAGAUAUACCUGCGGAUGUGUUCAAACCACUUACUCUUUUACAAAUAUUAGAUUUAGGAGAUAAUAAGAUAACCAAAAUAAAUAGUGAUCUAUUUUAUAGUAUUCCAUUGAAAAGUUUGAAUUUGGACACAAAUUAUUUAACAUCUUUGGAUCUAAAUUCUCAGAGUUUGAAUAAUUUGGAUGUAGCCAACAAUAGAAUUACUUCUUUAACUGUUGGACGCCUUAACCAACUUCUUAAUAUAUCAUUAAACAAAAAUAUUUUAGUAACAAUGCCUGACCAAACAUUUAAAAACACUUUUUUAGUGUCAAUCAGAUUCAGCUAUGGUAACUUUACCACUAUACCUCAAAGAUUUUUAACAAAUUUAGACAGAUUACUUAAUGUUUAUCUCACGUCUUUAAACAUAGAAAAGGUACCCGAAAAUAUGAUUUGGAAUUCACAAAAUAUUAUAAAUUUAUCAUUAGCUUCAAAUCGUUUGAAUGGACUACCAGUGAUGUUUUUUCGGGAUGCUAGGAAAUUAAAAUUGUUGGAUUUAUCUAAAAAUCAAAUUGAAAAUAUCAAUGAUGAAUUACUGAGACCAUUAAUAAAUCUAGAAACCUUAGAUUUAUCCAAUAAUUUAAUAAUCCAAAUUAAUAAAUACAGUUUAAGGCACUUAGGAAACUUGAAGUACCUCAAUUUUGAAAGAAAUAAGAUAACAAAUAUUAAUCGGGAAGCAUUAAAUGUCCCGAAAUUAAAAACAUUAAAAUUGGCUUAUAAUAAAAUAAGUAACUUGACCUCAAAUAAUUUAUUCUCAUUUUAUUAUUUGGAUCAAGUUGAAACUAUUGAUUUAUCAAACAAUUUCAUAAAUUGUAUUGAUCCUGGUUGGCUAAAUUUGAUUAAGUUAAUUAAUAUUAAUCUAUCAAGUAAUAACUUCACUGUACUCAGAAUACAAGAUAUACAGUAUAUAAAUGAAAUUGUAAAAACUAAUCUUAACAAUAAUCCAUUAGAAGUAAUUGAUUUGUCAAAUUUAGAAAUAUUUGCUAAAGCACAAUCUCCACCAUACAAUUUCUGGAAUAACAGACAAAUAAAUCUUUCUAGUGAUAAAUUCAUCUGUGAUUGUCGUAAUUAUGAGUAUGCAAGAUUUUUACAUAACCAAAUGCCAAAAAUAGUAUACAAGUACUUACAAAUUGAACAAAAAUUGAUUUGCAAUGAUGGUUUGGGUACAGAAUUUUCAAAUGUGAAUAUCGAAAGUUUAACAUGUGACUGGAACAUUUUUGAGGAUGUAGACAAGACCGACUGUUUUGAAUGUGAGUGUACUUACCGUCCUCAUGACAAAUCUGCCCUGAUGAAUUGUUCAAAUAGAAAUUUAAUAUUGGCACCGAAAGUAAUAAUUUCAGGUAGAAAUAUUAAUUAUACAGAACUGAACUUAAGUAAUAAUUCCAUCACCGAGUUACCAAACUAUGAAAAUUUAAACAUCAAGAAGUUAAAUAUUGGUUAUAAUAAUUUAAAUACCAUUAACAUAACGCAGUUACCUAAAAAUCUUACGGAUUUACACUUGGAACAUAAUUAUCUUACAAUGAUUAGUGAGACGAAUUUGACCAAUAUAUUACCCAACUUAAACAACUUAACAAUGAACAGUAAUUCCUGGAUAUGUGAUUGUAAUGCCAAGAAUACUAUCAAUUUUAUUCACAAAUAUUCAUCUAAGAUUUUUGAUUUAGCCAAUAUCACGUGCAAUCAAUCAUCAAUUCAGUUAUUAACCCUGACUGAGGAAGAAGUAUGUCAAGAAGAAUUAAAUACUAACAUGAUCAUCACUGUAUCUAUGUUUUUAGCUGUGUUGAGUUCAGCAUUUAGUUUAGGUUUGUUAUGGAUGUUGUAUAGUAACAACAAGACUAAAAUCAAAAUAUGGCUGUACUCUCAUAACAUAAAAUGGCCAAUAUCUGAAGAAUCUCUCGACCAGGAUAAAAAAUAUGAUGCAUUUAUUAGUUUCUCUCACAUAGACAUAGAACUAGUUGAAAAGCAUUUAGUACCAGGCUUGGAAGGAGGCAGCUCACCGUUUAAACUUUGUCUUCAUUAUAGAGACUGGGAAGUCGGCGAUUGGAUUCCUAAUCAAAUUGCUCGUUCAGUUGAUGAAUCUCGAAGAACUAUUAUUGUAUUAUCACAAAAUUAUUUACAGAGUGUUUGGGGUCGUACAGAGUUCAGGACAGCUUAUUCCCGUGCUCUGAACGAACGCCGCAGUCGUAUAAUAGUCAUACUUUAUAAAGACAUACCAGAGAAUGAUUUAGAUUUAGAGUUACAAGCAUAUCUGUCCAUGAAUACUUAUAUUAGAUGGGGAGAUCGUUGGUUUUGGCAGAAAUUGAGAUAUGCUCUUCCACAUAGACCAGCGAUGAAAAAUAAAACUAGAGCUAAGAUAAUAGUACCAGAUAAAUUAAAUUCUGUUCGAUUAACAUAA